AACCACAACAAUUUUUGAAAUCAAAACCAAAACAAAAAAAACAAUUGCGAAAAAAAAACCACAAAAUUUUUGACAACAACUACAACAACUAGCACCAGAACGUUCCCUGAGUAACGCAUCGCUAGAAGAUGUUUUAGCCUCCCUUUUAGGACUAACCCCACAUCCACAACAACAACAACACCACCACCUUCAGCAACAACUGCAACAGCAGCAACAACAGCCACAACAGAUUAUUGGAGGCAAUCACCAGCCACCAGGUUCAUCCUCAUUAGCCAGUGACGCAUUUGCUAGGUCCAGCACAGGUAUGCACCUGCGGCGCUACAGUUAAUGAUCAUAAACAAUAUAUGACCCAAAAACUGCAACAACAACAACAAGGUCAGCAACAACAACAACAAGAUUCAAACUCCACUUUAUUGGAUAUCUCCAAGGAGGACCAACAACGUUUGCGGCGCCGCAGUGAAGGAGAUGCGCCAACGAAGCAGCAAAAGCAACAACAACAGCUGCAGCAACAACAGCAGCAGCAGCAGCAUCAUCAACACCAACUCGAGCAGAAGUUCCAACAUCAGACUCCAAAUGCCAAUAAGGCAUAUGCCAGUGAUACUAUCACCACCCUCACCCACACCCAUACGUCGGCGGCUGGGGGAAAUGCAGCUGCAGCAGCAGCAAAUGGCAGCCUCUCCACGUUCCUGCCACCCCGGCGCGUUUCGCUCGGUGACUCCUCAGAGUCGAAUAAUCGCAGCGCAGCCACCGCCAACACCGCCUCUGGUGAGCUGCAGGUCAAGUGCCGAAAUACGAAGUGCGAUCGCACUGCCACGCCCCUCGACGCCAAAAAGUAUUACAAGUCAUGCCACAAUUGUACCUAUCUAUAUUGUUCGCGUGAAUGUCGCCGAGCCCAUUGGGAGAAGCAUCGUAAAGCGUGUCUCCACUCCCGUGUCUCAAAUCUGUGCCGCCAAGUGUUAGCCUCCUGCAAGGAUGACAGCGAUUCGCUGCGCCAUUUGAGUCUGUUGGCGCGCAAAGGCUUCCUGUCGCAGGGUCGGGGUGUGGUGCGUAUUCUCUUUCGUUCGCCCGAAUCGGCUGAGGGUUUCAUCAAGAACGGUUUCCAGUGUAUGGGUGAGGCCUCGUAUGUCCGUUGGCCGGAUCUGAUGCCGGCCGAAAUGGGCCUGGAGCUGUAUUCGGAGUUGCUGAAACUCAGCACAGAAUAUAGGCCCGAUUCCAAGAUGCUGGUCUAUGUGGCGGUAUGUGUGGUCUCGGAGGCGCCCAGUGUCGGCCAGGCUCCGGUGCGCUGGGAACGCCAAUUGGUUUCACGUUGUGCCAAAUUGAAGCUAUGCAAAACAGUGCUCGCCGAACUGGAACACCAACCCAUGGGGGUGUUGCAACAGCCCGUAACCAUGGUUGCGGUGCCUGAACCCACAACUGAAGUCCUCAUCCUAACCUUUAACCCCCAGCUGCGUAACUCCACAGCCCAACGGGAAAUGGUCCUUUCCAACAUCCUAGACAUCCUCUCGAGACGUGGUGUCAUUUUGCGUAAACACUACCCGGAAAUAUUUCAACGUUUCCAAUCCUACACCGAGGGUCAGACGGAAAAAAUCAAUCCGGUCACGUUGCAUCCCCGCGAUUCGCAGACGGGCCAGAACUUUGUGUGCAUUAUAAUGCCAGUGCAAUCGGAUACGGAAAUCAUAAAGCUACCCUCAAUGGCAGAUGGUGGCAAUCGGGUGACGACCAUUGAUGUCGGCUCACCCACGGCCAUUAGCCAAUUGGAGGAUAAUGAAAUGUUGACACGUACCAGUAUGGCGCCCAAUGCAAGUUGAUUAAAAUCAUCACAACGUAGUCAUGGUCAUAGGAAAACUAGCUCAAAUGGUAGUAGUGGUGGUGGCGGCGGACACGCUAAUCGCAGUCGUAACUCUUCACCGCAAAUGAUUUCUUCCAUAGCGGGAAUAGUUGUGGUGGGUACAUCAACGGAGAGCAUUAGUUUGGAGAGCACAAGGAUGUGAGGUGCAACAGCAGGGAUAUUUGAGAGGGGGGAAGAAAAUGGG
Musca domestica (house fly) is the source of this 2033-nucleotide messenger RNA. RefSeq names its product apical junction component 1 homolog. The record is from RefSeq and is a predicted model, not a curated record. Gene Ontology annotation, cellular component: plasma membrane; apical junction complex. Lineage: Eukaryota; Metazoa; Arthropoda; Insecta; Diptera; Muscidae. The transcript has 2 exons. Gene Ontology annotation, biological process: cell-cell junction organization. The coding region runs from base 345 to 1808 and encodes 487 amino acids.